Molecule: messenger RNA, 1949 nt
Organism: Epinephelus moara (kelp grouper)
Lineage: Eukaryota; Metazoa; Chordata; Actinopteri; Perciformes; Serranidae
Gene: ccdc28a
Product: coiled-coil domain containing 28A
Exons: 6
Coding region: 190-768 (192 amino acids)
Source: RefSeq, a predicted model, not a curated record
GUGCGUUGCGUCCCACCAAAACAGGAAGUUUUCAGAGUUUCCAGGUUAGCUGACUAGCCUUCGGGGUACAUACGUAGUUUUAUAUGAUUCAACAAGUGUUUAUAUCGUGUGGAAUAUCUGUCAGUGCCACAGACGGCUAACCAGGAGCUCAGCAGCAAGUCUAACCAGACAGCACCGUAACAUGAAGUUAUGGAGGAACGAAAGCUAAAGCGAAAGAGUCCCAGGACCUCCACCAGCACUGCGGCUCCAACCGGUGGCUCUGGCCGAAAGAGCAGCGCUUCCUCCGGGGGACGGCACGCAGGCUACAGCCAGAACGCGGGGACUCACUCCAGCCAGAAGAGCAAAAGUAGAAGGGCAGUUAGAGAUAAACCCAGGCAGCAUUUGGGUUUAGGUGGCAAAUCCAGUCAGAACCAGGGCCAGGCAGCACCUAUCAUCCAGCACUCCUUUCUGACUGAUGUCUCAGAUGUACAGGAGAUGGAGAACGGCCUGCUCAGUCUCCUCAAUGACUUCCACUCAGGGAAACUACAAGCAUUUGGCAACGAGUGCUCCAUUGGGCAGAUGGAGCAUGUGAGAGAGAUGCAGGAGAAGUUGGCCCGUUUGCACUUUGACCUCUAUGGUGAGGUGGAUGAAAUGCCUGAGGACCAGAGGAAAAUGGCCUGCGACACCAACAUGGACAAAUUACUGCUGAAUCUGGAGGAGCUGAGUUCUUCUAUUCAGAAACUGAAUCUCGCAGACUCCCAAGAGAUCCCAAGGACUGCCAGUAUGUGAUCCUCUUCUCAACCCCAUCUGACCCAGACCCGUGCCACCCUGAGGGGCUGCACCUGAUAAGGUGGAGUUGAAGCGAGCCUGAGGCACAACUUCUCUUAAGUAUUGUGGCAGAAACGGCAACAAAGCUGUUCACCAGCGUUCCCUGUCUGCAUAGGGCAAUGGAUGUAUUGCAAGAUGUCAUAACAGGGAUGCACCAACAAUGUUAUAUUUCACUGCCAACAGUGAGUGCUAAAGAAGGUGGCUAAUAUCAAGUAGGAAUAUUUGGUGCAUCCCUGUCGUGGCGUGUUUAAAGUCAAGUUGUAGGCAGUUCACUUAUUACCAAACAGUCUAGAUUUGCACUGCAUUGCUAACCAAAGUGAUACUGAUAUGAAAUACUCACCUUGUUUUGUCCAACAGUUGAUUUAUUCACCCGUCUAUAAAAGGACAUUUUCAGUAUUUGUUUAUCAGCUUUGUUAAAAGUGAACUGACCGCCAGCUUGCUCCUUUUUUUCAAACAUGUAUAAACUCACUCUGUUGCACUUUGUCUUAUCUACUGUCACAGGUCAGUGUCUAACAUCACAAACUAAAGAAUCAGAGCCAGACUUAUCAAAGUAUAGAUACAGAUAUUAUGUUUAUAACUGUUUCUCAACAUAUAGCUUUAAACAGUUUUUAUCUGAGACAAUAAAAACCUCUAGAAAAUUAGAUGAAAUUCUAAUUAAAAUCAUUAAUCGGCAUAAGAAUGAGUAAGAAAAUAAGCUGCGACCCCAGUUUGUGGUUGACCAUAUGAUUCCUUGCUACAUGUGAGUGGCCUGAUAUCACCUCCAACACCUCAUUCAGUGUUGAAUAUAUUUGCACGUCCAUGCAACAUGCAAAGCACACUGCACAUUAUCACAGGUGUGUCUGUGAGACGCUGGAACGACUAAUCAAUCCAAAUGUUGACAUCACAACCAUGCCUUAAUUUAAUUUAAUCAUUUUUGCCUUAUUGGUUUAACCUUUGAAUCGACUCACAUAGAGCAGGUUUGGAUUCUGUGUUAUUAGAUGGUUUAAUCAUUUGAUGCUGCUUUGAUUGUAAAUCCGACUUUAUUUUAUCACUUCCUGUUUUAACCAGUGUUGUCGGGGGAUGUGAGGUUAUUUUUAAGUGUUUUACUGUUUUAACUGUUUGGUGAUUUUACUUUUAUUGACUUAAUAAAUGUGUUGUCUGAA